AUGAAGCAUGAAAGUUAAACCUACAAUUAAAUUAUUUAAUAUAACAAGAGUGAAUUUUUGCUGAUCAAUAAUCAAACUAUCUUAAAAUAUGAUUGUAUUUUUGAUGCAUAAUAUAACUUUGGGCCAUAUAAUUCAUGUGUUGCCUCGACAUCAUAAGAUGAAAUGAUUUAUGCUUUAUGUCAAGUUAAUUCGAACUAUUAAAUAAUCAGUAUCAAUUUCUCAAAUCCCACAUAUAACAAUAAUUUAUAUCCAAAUCUAAUUGUGAGUUUACCAAAUUAAAGUUUUAGAGAAAAUGCUUGGUUAAGAAUAUAAAAUAAUCAGCUUUAUAUUUGGAACGAUGAGAACCAUAAUAAUGGAGUUCAUAUGUAUUUUAUUAACUAAAGACAAGAAUAGCAGGGUUAAUUUAUAUGCAUAAGUGCUUCAUUUGGAUUCUAGACACACCAAAUUUAGAUGGGUAAUAGCUUCAUAAUAAAUUAUAUGUAUUUUAAACCAAUUCAUAAAGAUUAACUAUAUUACAAAUUUGCUAAGAUAGAUAAUCAGUCAAUAUUUACACAUAGGGAUGAAAACUCUAUCCUUUUAGAAAGCAUUACCCAUCAAUAUUUUUCAUUUGACACAAUACCUAUGAUUUUUAGAAAAAAUAAAGAAAUUAUUUUAAUGAUUUCAAAUUCUAACUUUAAUUUAAUCGUACAUUCCUUUGGUAAUUAACUGAAAAAUCCAAUUAAACACAUAUGA
Molecule: messenger RNA, 732 nt
Organism: Paramecium tetraurelia
Lineage: Eukaryota; Ciliophora; Oligohymenophorea; Peniculida; Parameciidae
Exons: 1
Source: RefSeq, a predicted model, not a curated record